AAAUAUUCAAAUAAAGAUAAUAAAGUCAUUGGAUAUGUUACUAGUGCUGAGGUUGAUAUCAAUGAUGUUAAAAAAGCAACGUUCGAGAUCUCUGAUGAAAACUUAGAUGAAUACACAAUGAAUAAAGGUAAUAUAAUGAAGAGUGAUAAUCAAAGAGAAAAUGAAUUUGUUGAUAUUAGGUGUAUUGAAUUCAAAGUGCAUGUAGUGUUGGAGGAUAAUGAGACUGAGUUUGAUGAUAAUAGGAGUGAAGCUGCAGAUGGUAGACUUUGGAAAAAUGAAUUGUGUAUAAAAGCUGGAAUGUGGAGCACUCCAAAUAUUUAUGGUAACAAAGAUUAUAAGAAAGAUAUUGGUUGGAGUAAAUGGGACGUUGCAUAUUGUGACAAAAAAUUGAUUAGUUCAGCAUUUGGUAAUCAUUUCGAAAUGAGAAAACUUAGUAGAAUAGAU
Messenger RNA from Dentiscutata heterogama, 444 nucleotides. The record is from the annotation of a GenBank genome assembly. Lineage: Eukaryota; Fungi; Glomeromycota; Glomeromycetes; Diversisporales; Gigasporaceae.